Molecule: messenger RNA, 1882 nt
Organism: Hyalella azteca
Lineage: Eukaryota; Metazoa; Arthropoda; Malacostraca; Amphipoda; Hyalellidae
Gene: ATPsynbeta
Product: ATP synthase subunit beta, mitochondrial
Exons: 9
Coding region: 67-1632 (521 amino acids)
Biological process (GO): proton motive force-driven mitochondrial ATP synthesis; proton transmembrane transport
Molecular function (GO): proton-transporting ATP synthase activity, rotational mechanism; ATP binding
Source: RefSeq, a predicted model, not a curated record
GACGGCAGGGACAACCAGAGACCGGCUGACAAGAUUUGAGUAGGCUGGUGCACGGUGACUGUCGACAUGUUGGGGGCUGCACAUAGAGCUUGUUCGUCAUUAUUAAAGGUUGCAAAACCUGCUGUUACCGCUUCUAAAAUACAAGGAACUGCCAUCAAGACAGCACCUGCGCUAUUUACCACCCAGCGUGACUAUGCUGCUAAGGCAGCAGGAGGCUCUAAGGAUGGCAAAAUUGUAGCCGUCAUUGGUGCUGUGGUGGAUGUGCAGUUUGAUACCAACCUCCCUUCCAUCCUCAAUGCUUUGGAGGUGCAGAACCGCUCUCCCAGGCUGGUGCUUGAAGUUGCCCAACACUUGGGGGAGAACACAGUGCGCUGUAUUGCCAUGGAUGGUACCGAGGGUCUUGUGCGUGGACAAGCUGUCCAUGAUAUUGGCUCUCCCAUCAGAAUUCCUGUAGGACCUGCCACUCUAGGCAGGAUCAUCAAUGUUAUUGGCGAGCCCAUUGAUGAGCGCGGCCCCGUCGUGACUGAUCACUACGCUGCUAUCCACGCCGAGGCUCCUGAUUUCGUGGAGAUGAGCGUUGAGCAGGAGAUCCUGGUGACUGGCAUCAAGGUUGUGGAUCUGCUGGCUCCUUACUCCAAGGGUGGAAAGAUUGGUCUGUUCGGCGGUGCUGGUGUGGGCAAGACUGUGCUCAUCAUGGAGCUGAUCAACAACGUGGCCAAGGCCCACGGUGGUUACUCUGUGUUCGCCGGCGUGGGAGAGAGGACCCGUGAGGGUAACGAUCUCUACCAUGAGAUGAUUGAAGGCGGUGUCAUAUCUCUCAAGGAUGAUACCUCAAAGGUAUCGCUUGUGUACGGCCAGAUGAACGAGCCUCCCGGCGCCCGUGCUCGUGUUGCUCUCACCGGCCUCACCGUCGCCGAAUACUUCCGUGAUCAGGAGGGUCAGGAUGUGCUGCUCUUCAUUUCUAAGAAUUUCACGUUUUCACAGGCUGGUUCUGAGGUGUCUGCCUUGCUGGGUCGAAUCCCAUCUGCUGUAGGUUACCAGCCCACGCUGGCCACCGACAUGGGUAGCAUGCAGGAGCGCAUCACCACCACCAAGAAGGGAUCCAUCACCUCUGUGCAGGCCAUCUAUGUGCCCGCUGAUGACUUGACUGAUCCUGCACCCGCUACGACCUUCGCCCAUCUUGACGCCACGACUGUGUUGUCCCGCGGUAUUGCCGAGCUGGGUAUCUAUCCCGCAGUGGAUCCCCUUGACAGCACCUCCCGUAUCAUGGACCCUAACAUCAUCGGCGCUGACCAUUAUGAAGUAGCCCGUGGUGUGCAGAAGAUUCUUCAGGACUACAAGUCACUGCAGGACAUCAUCGCUAUCUUGGGUAUGGACGAGUUGUCCGAGGAGGACAAGAUGACCGUGUCACGCGCCCGCAAGAUCCAGCGCUUCCUCUCGCAGCCUUUCCAGGUCGCUGAGGUCUUCACGGGACAUCCCGGCAAAUUUGUCUCUCUCCCAGAGACCAUCAAGGGAUUCAAAGCCAUCCUGGCAGGCGACUAUGAUAUCUAUCCAGAGGCCGCAUUCUACAUGGUAGGCGCCAUCGAAGAUGUUGUCGCGAAGGCUGAAGUGCUUGCUGCCCAAGCGAGCUAAGUCACACGAGUUGUUGCCGUCAUUGCACUUCACUAGCUCCCAUACGUAGACAAGAAUUAAAUAUUUAUGUUCAAUCUAUUCAAUAAUAAAGGGUAUUUCAAAAAAGAUGAGUGUUUAGAACCAAAAUAACUAUCUCUUCUCUUGCUGUUUGAUUUAUGGCAAUACAGAUAGCAACCCAGCAGGGUUAGUUGUCUACUUUAUUGUACAGUUCCAGUGAAGUGUAAAUUUAUAAUAAAAGAAUUAUAAAUUC